CCCCCUGCAAUGGCUUAGCUUUAGCCUUUCAUACCCUCAGGAUUUCAGAAUAAUGGAUCCGAGGCUCUACAGGUGUGCGAGGAGGGGCAAUGUUCGGUCUUUGAAGAGGCUGCUUGAUGAGACGCCAAGCCUGAUCCUGGGACUUACCCCCCAAGAAAACUCGAUCGUCCAUAUUGCCUCUCAAUUUGGACACGUGUCGGUUGUACAGGAGAUCCGCACAAGAUGCAAGUCCCUCCUGACAAAACCAAACAUAGACGGGGACACUCCCCUUCAUGUAGCUGCAAGGGCAGGCCAGCUUGGUGUCGUGAGUUCUCUUCUCAAACAGAUGAUUGAGGAGCCUGCUUUCGAUAUUGAAAGCGGAGGAAAUUGCAGGCUCGAGAUGGUCAUGUGGAAAAAUAAGAGGGAUAACACGGCUCUUCAUGUGGCAAUCGGGAAUGGCCAUCUUCAAGCGGCAGAGUUGCUGCUAGAGGUCAAUCCUCAGCUGGUGCACUAUGCUAAUCAUGACGGAGAGUCUCCUCUGUAUCUGGCGGCUAGAGGCGGAAUGGUAGAGAUUGUAAAUCGAAUUCUGAUGUUCCCGUCGGCACCCAGUGGCGGGUGCCACGGCCAAACGGCUCUCCAUGCUGCAGUGAUUGAGAGGAACCCUGGGAUUGUGCAAUCCCUCUUGAGAGUGAGACCCGAGCUCAUCAAUGCCAUGGACCACGAGGGCCGAAAUGCAGUCCAUUACGCAGCUUCCUCUGGAGAGCACAAGAUGGUAGAGAAAUUACUAGAAUUUGAUUUCUCGUCUGCAUAUGCAACGGACAGAAAUGGUCAUUCACCUCUCCAGGCUGCUGCUCUAUUGGGUCACACGAAGGUCAUCUCGGGGAUUCUUCGGCACUGUCCUGAUUCAGGAGAAUUCCUAGACCUCAAAGGACAAAAUGCUCUGCACCUUGCUGUCUUGGGGGGAAAAGCGAAAGUUGUUAGCCGCAUGCUCGAAAUGGAGGAGCUAGAAGGACUCAUAAAUCAACCUGAUAAGAACGGAAAUACGCCUUUGCAUCUUGCUGCCGUGGAAAGGAACACUUGGAUUAUGAGGUACUUGUUAUGGGAUGGAAGAGUCGAUCGGAAAGCUGGGAACAUGAGUGGACUAACUGCUCUCGACUUCGUUAAGCCAAUCGAACAUCCAAACAGGAUCAUGGCCCCAACCUUUUGGGGACAAUCCCACAGUACGGAUACUCCUCGAUGGUUUUACCUCAAGAAAGCCGACUCAAGCCCAAACCAAGAAGAUGAUAGUUCCACAGAGCAGACUUACAAGCAGAGGGGCCAGACCCUUCUAAUGGUGGCAACCCUACUCACGGCCGUUACUUUUGCUGCGGUUUUCACAAUGCCAGGGGGCUACAACAACAACUUGGGUCCGGACCAAGGAGUGGCCCUUCUGCAGUCGAGCAAGUACUUAAAGCGGUUCAUAAUCUCCGACACAGUUGCAAUGACCAGCUCGAUAACAGCAGCUUGUGUUAUACUGUGGGGAGCUGUGGUUGGCAAGAGGUCAUACGUGUACUAUUACUCGAGUGCGAUGGUGCUUACUUACAUUGCUCUUCAAUUGACAUAUAUGGCCUUUACAAUGGACAUUUUAGCGGUGUUGCCCGACCAAGUUUAUGUCCACACUUUGAGUCUGGUCAUCGGCAUCGUUUUGCAUAUCAGCACCUUCUUGUUCCUUUUCAGACUGGCAAAAAUUUUCUCCAUCUCGGAGGUCUGUAUGUUUCUGGUUUUCCGCAUCAGAAAGCUGAACUGUAGAAUCCGCACUAGAUUGUAGAGAGGAAAUAUUUGUAAUUGUUUCUUUCUUUCCCUUGCUUCACAAGUCACACCUUUUGGCGGUGUCGACAACUUAUUCUGUCCCCAUAAGUUUAUUAGGCUAAAUGGAAUUUACUUUA
Punica granatum (pomegranate) is the source of this 1904-nucleotide messenger RNA. The record is from RefSeq and is a predicted model, not a curated record. Lineage: Eukaryota; Viridiplantae; Streptophyta; Magnoliopsida; Myrtales; Lythraceae.